This is a messenger RNA of Drechmeria coniospora, 2172 nucleotides long. RefSeq names its product Mov34/MPN/PAD-1. Bases 1 to 2172 code for a protein of 723 amino acids. The record is from RefSeq and is a predicted model, not a curated record. NCBI's taxonomy places the organism in Eukaryota, Fungi, Ascomycota, Sordariomycetes, Hypocreales, Ophiocordycipitaceae. Gene Ontology annotation, cellular component: prefoldin complex; endosome; membrane. Gene Ontology annotation, molecular function: metal-dependent deubiquitinase activity; K63-linked deubiquitinase activity. Gene Ontology annotation, biological process: protein K63-linked deubiquitination; protein folding. The transcript is spliced from 8 exons.
AUGGCGGACGUUCAAUCCCAGCUGCAGUCACUCACGGAGGACUAUCAAAAACUUCAGCAAGACUUGCAAAAUGUUGUUGCAUCACGUCAAAAGCUCGAGGGACAGAGGCAAGAGAACGCCGGCGUCCAAAAGGAGUUUGACACGAUGGCCGAGGAUGAGACGAUUUACAAGCUGAUGGGACCCGUUCUCCUCAAGCAAGACAAGGUAGAAGCUGAGAGCACAGUGAAGGGACGACUGGACUUCAUCACGGGCGAAAUCGCACGGCUAGAAGAUACAAUCCGAGAAAUUCAGGAGAAGAUGAACAAGAAGAAGGCCGAGAUCAUCCAGAUCCAGGCGUCGGCCCAGGCGCAGCCCCCCGGAGAGGGCAGUCACCGUCUUGGCCUAGGCCGCCCAUUGCCUAAAAGUGUUGGUACUAUCAAUGCUGCAAAGGACUGGAUAUAUGACUUUGCCUGCCACAAGAUCCUGGAGCCUGUGAUCGCCCCGGACCUCUGUCGAUCGUUGCAAACCUCCCGGGCUCGAUCUGCCGUUGACAUCAUCCAAGACGAGAAUGAGAUGGAGGGUAACUCCUUUUCACGCCCUGCGCGUCCGCAGACGGUUGAAUCACUUGUCACGCAGGCCGAAUCGUUCAACUUCAACGGCAACAUACCCUUCAGGCACUGGGUCCGAGCUGCCGACACCUUGUUCCAAGAGGCACAUUUCGCUCUCAACGAAGGCGACUAUGCCAGAGCAUACAUGAUGUUCUAUCGACAAUCCGUUCUCGUCAUCAAGUGUAUGCCUACGCACCCCUACUUCAAGGACGCGGAAAAUGCAAAGAUAUGGAAGUCACUAUCGAGGCGAGUCGACAGGGAAAUAUUGCCCGACAUGGAGCACCUGAAGCCCAUAAUCAAGCGUGAUUACCUUGAAUGGGAGAAGCUGUCCGAGAACGACGGCCAACAGCCGCCGGCGCACACGCCGUCGAGCUACGAAGACUACGCGAGAAGAGACCCCAGCCUCAGCGGCCAUGCCAAAGUCCUCGAUGCCUCCGAGCAUCAGGAACUGGCUGUCGACUUGGCUCAAAAGGAGCUAGCUCGGAGAGACACGGUCAGGCGGCAGUCUCGGUUUCCCCUCUCCUCCCGCCACGAAGCCUUUGUGCACACCAACGCAGAACAAGGCGGCUCUGUCCGGAGAGACAACGGAUCCGGGGCCGAAAACGAUGGCGAUAUGCGUAGCCAGAUGGAAGAGGCGAGACGAGCGCUGGGUUCCGGUCGGCAAGCGGCAAGUGCUGAAGCCAGCAUCCGCCAUGGGCCGACGUCCAACACCGCUCCGGUUCACUACAGCUAUCCUUCCAUCUCCAAAUCCGAGGCAGUACGGUACGACACUAGCCAUUCGCCGGUGGAAACGGUGCCGAAUCGACCACCGAAGGAGAGCUUGCGUUUGUCGGAUGGAAAGGGCGGCCACAUUCGUUCCCUCGAUCACGCCUCGCUGCCUGCUGUUCCUGGCAAAAUCCCUCUCGAGACCCGGUUGAGGCCACCAUCUGCGCUGGCCGACAGACCCUUUCUCCCCCCCAAAGCACCGCUGGAUGGGCCCUCGAUGCCGAGGAAAGAGCGGUUCGCGUUCAAGCCCGGGGCGUAUCUGGAGAACGGUGAUCCCAUUCGGUCCAUUUUCCUUCCGAGUCAGCUACGGUCCAGCUUCCUCGACAUUGCCUCGGAGAACACGCGAGCCGGACUGGAGAUGUGCGGAAUCCUCUGCGGCACACCGGUCAACAAUGCCUUGUUCGUGCGAUGUCUUUUGAUUCCCGACCAAAAGUGCACCUCCGACACGUGCGAGACGGAGAACGAGGGUGCCAUGUUCGACUACUGUGCGAGCGAGGACCUGAUGGUUCUGGGAUGGAUUCACACCCACCCCACGCAGACGUGCUUCAUGAGCUCUCGCGACCUGCACACACAUGCCGGCUAUCAGGUCAUGAUGCCUGAGAGUAUCGCGAUUGUUUGUGCCCCACGCUUUGAUCCAUCAUAUGGGAUAUUUCGGCUCACCCACCCACCUGGCCUCGACCACAUUCUGGAUUGCAAGCACCAAGAUACCUUCCAUCAGCACUCUAUCGGGAACAUUUACACGAAAGCGGAGCACCCGUACGGCCACGUGUACGAAAGCGAUAAGAUGCCUUUCUACGUACAGGACCUGCGAACGAAGUAG